AUGGGCCGCCGCAAGAUCGAGAUCAAGGCCAUCAAGGACGAUCGCAACCGCUCCGUCACCUUUCUCAAACGCAAGGGAGGGCUCUUCAAGAAGGCUCAUGAGCUCUCCGUCCUCUGCUCGGUCGAUGUCACCGUCAUCAUCUUCGGCCACAACAAGAAGCUCUACGAGUUCUCCUCUGCCGACAUCCAGGAGACCCUCGGCAGAUACCAAUACUAUGGACAACCGCAUGAGCAUAAAGGGCCGGCGGACUUUCUGGGGAAGGGCGCGCUCGACGACGACGAGGACGAUGACUCGCCCGCGCCAGAGGACCAGAUGCCUCACCACGCAUUUCAGCAGCAGCAGCAGCAGCAGCAGCAGAAGCAGUACAUAAAGCAGCAACUUCCACAGCAUCCACACGUCAAGCAGCCGCCUCCUUCUGUCUCCCCGCCGAUAGAUGCCCCCCAUGCGCCGCCGCCGGGUCAGGGACAGGCUCCCUCGCGGCCCUCGUCGCGUAACCACGUACAGCGGAUGGCCAUGCAUCAUCACCAGCAGCAGCAGCAUCAUCAUCACGGCACGCCUCCUCCUCCACCCCAGCCCUCGGCCAACGCGCAGAAUGGGUUCACCUACAUUCAGGGCUAUCAACAGCACCACCCGCAGCAGCAUCAGCAGCAGCAACAGCAUCAGCAACCGUACUACUCGCAUCAACCUCUUCCUCCACCGCAGCAUCAACCCAUGGCCCAGCAGUACAUGCAGGACAGGCGGCAGUCCAUGCCUCCAGCCUUCCAGGAACAGCACCAUCAACCACAUCAGCAGCAGCAGCAGCAGAUAAAGGUGGACAGGAGUCCCCCCCCGCAGCCCAAGCCGAUGCCUACCAAGUCACGCUCCAUCUUUACCCCCAUCGACGACAGAGGGUCCGUCCUGGCACAGCACUUUGGCUUUGGAGAGUCCCCCAAGAAGGAAACCAAACCCAGACAGCCUCCCCCACCGCAGCCACAGCCACAGCAGCAGCAGCAGCAGCACCAUCAGCAUAGGACACAUUCGGUCUCGUCCAUUCCCUCCAGGACAAACAGCAUCCAGUCAAACAUCAAACGGCCCGUCCUCAAGGUCCAGAUCCCCAGCGAAACGUCGGACGCAGGCAGCAUCACCGCCGGCUCCUCUCCAGCCACAGGCACUAACCCGGCCACCGCUGCCGCCGCCGCAACCAGCAAACCACCCGCCGAGACAGGCCACUCCACCGUCGUCCUACCCCCUCCUUCCCCUUCUGCCUCUGCUUUGCUCAGCGCCGGUGCCCACGGGCCGCCCAACCCCUUUGCCCGCCCGCCUCCCCCGCCCACCUCAUCUAGCCAGAACGCCAACAACGGCAGCACAAGCAACAACAACAUCGAUACCCCGAUAUCCGCCCUGCCCAGCCGCUUUGUGUCGGAUACGCUGCUUCCUUCCCCGUCUAGCUUCUAUCCCGAAUGGGGCUUCGGCCGCUCAGGGCCAGACAGUAACAUGCUGCCCAGCCCGCUGACCUUCUCCACGCCCGUCCUGCAGAAUCACUCGCAGCCAUUCACCAGUGCCUCUACCAGCAACAGUGUCGCCAACCGAGACGCAGACGAGGCAGAUCGGAAGCGAAAGGAGCCCGAGUCCAGUACCGAAGCCGCAGUCGACAAGCGGCUCAAGGUCGAGUAA
Microsporum canis CBS 113480 is the source of this 1653-nucleotide messenger RNA. Its product is annotated as MADS-box protein GGM13. Gene Ontology annotation, molecular function: protein dimerization activity; RNA polymerase II cis-regulatory region sequence-specific DNA binding; DNA-binding transcription factor activity, RNA polymerase II-specific. The transcript is spliced from 2 exons. NCBI's taxonomy places the organism in Eukaryota, Fungi, Ascomycota, Eurotiomycetes, Onygenales, Arthrodermataceae. Gene Ontology annotation, biological process: positive regulation of transcription by RNA polymerase II. The coding region runs from base 1 to 1653 and encodes 550 amino acids. The record is from RefSeq and is a predicted model, not a curated record.